Messenger RNA from Chrysochloris asiatica (Cape golden mole), 3696 nucleotides. RefSeq names its product coiled-coil domain containing 57 (gene CCDC57). The coding region runs from base 1 to 3696 and encodes 1231 amino acids. The transcript is spliced from 23 exons. Lineage: Eukaryota; Metazoa; Chordata; Mammalia; Afrosoricida; Chrysochloridae. The record is from RefSeq and is a predicted model, not a curated record.
AUGACGGGCACGAUUAUCCCCAUGGAAGAUGACCAAGAAGAUGGCCCCACCACCACGGCCACUGCUGCAAUGCCGCGGCCACCGCCCUCUGGGCCGGCCCUGGAGGAGCUGCUGACUCGCAAGGAGGCAGAGUGGCGGGCGCUGCAGGCACACCGCACCCAGCUUCAGGAUGCUGCACUGAAAGAGGCGCAGAGCCAGCUGGAGGAGGCUCAGGGCCAGCUGCGGCGUCUGCGGGAGGACUUCGUUUACAACCUGCAGGUGCUGGAGGAGCGGGACCGGGAACUGGAGUGCUGCGACCUCGCCUUUGCCCAGGCCAGGCGCCAGGAGGAGGCCCGGCAGGCUGAGGCCAGCGAGCUCAAGAUUGAGGUGGCUAAGCUGAGGCAGGCAUUGACCCGCGAGGCCCGCCAGGUAGAGGAGCUGCAGCAAAGGCAGCGGCUGACCCUGCAGGACCAUCGCCGGGAGCUGGAGCGCAUGCACAGUGACAGGAACGUGGAAAUCCACCACCUCCGGGAGCAGUAUGAGCAACUGCAGGGGACACUGGGGCGGAAGCUCCAGGAGCUCGAUGGGGAGCUGGCGCUGCAGAAGCAGGAGCUCCUGCUAGAAUUUGAAUCGGAGCUGCAGAGGAGGGGGCACGAGUCCCGCCUACAGGCCGACACUCUGAGCAAUGCCGUCCUGACGCAUGAACUCAAGGUUAAACUGCUGAGGAAGGAGCUGGAGGCCCUGAAGGGAGCGGCUGCGGAGGCUGCCGAGUCCCUGCAGAGAGCGGAGGUGGCCAUCGCGGAGCUAGAACACACAGUGGCACGCAGGGACCAGGAACUGCAGGACCUCGAAGCCGUGAAGGACGCCCGGAUAAAGGACUUAGAGGGCAAGCUCCAUGCGGCACAGCUGACGAGGGCAAAGGAGGAGGAGACGUUCCGGAGGAAGCAUGAAGAGCUAGAUCGUCUGGCCAGGGAGAGGGAUGCAGUGCUGGCCUCAGUGAGAGAGGCCCACGUUGAGCAGCUGCGGGCACUGGAGGCCAGAGAGCGGGAGCUGCAGGCCCACACGGAGAGCCUGGAGACGCGGCUGCGCAGGGCCGAGUGGGAGCAGGCUGAUGCUGCAAAAGACCACAAUACCGCCAUCACCCGACUUCGAGAGGAGGCGUCAGCUCUGAAGUCUGGUUGGGAUGCUCAGGUGGCUCAGCUGUCCAAGGAGAUGGUCUCUAAGGACCUGCAGGUCCACGCUCUGCAGGAAGAGGGCUUGAGGCUCACAGCACAGUCUGCCCGGCUCCAGCAGGACAUCGACAGGUACAAGCAGCAGCUGGUGGCAGCCAUGGGCCGGGAGCAGAGUCUGGAGCGUGAGAAGGUGCAGUUAGAGCUGGACUGGCAGCGUCGCUGUGACUCCGCUGAGCGGGACCAGUACUGCAGGUCCGAGGAGCUGAUCCAGGGACUGACCACAGGCAGGGAGCAGGUUGCGGCCAAACUGCAGGAGACAGAGCAGAGGCUAAGUGCCAAGGAGGAGCUGCUGAAGGCCUUGGCCCUCGAGAGAGACCAGGCGGUGCACAUGCUGAGGACCCACGGGCUCCUUCCCAAGCAGGAGGCACAGCCACUGCCAGAGCAUCACAAAGAAGAAAUAAGUCAAGAUUUUCCAUCAAGUGAAAUCCAGCGGCUGCAAGAGCAGAACACAAGCCUGCGGAAUGUUAUUACUCAAAUGAGGAAACAAAUGGAAACUCUAAGUGAUCCAGUUCCUCCUCCUGCCGACCUCGGAGGCCAGCUCCCAACUACAAGCCAGACCAACGUGACCACUUCAGCAGACACCGCCACUCCUGAUUACGUUCUGGUCCUUAAAGAAGAAAUACGAAGUCUAAAGCAUAAAUUUAAGACCCUGGAAGAGCAAUUGCAAGAUGCGUUAGAUCCUCCAAAGAUGUCGUUGUGCUCUGCUGAAGCCCAGCCCAGCACUGGUGAGAGCCCGUCUGCUGGGCAAGCCUCGCUGUGGUCUCUGGGGUCUGAAGGUCACUUCUCUGCAGGGGACCAUCCGCAGGCCGAGGUGGCUCCCAGCGUGCUGGCAUGCAAGAAGCUCGCGGGCAGAGUCCGUCUGCUGGACCGCCUGGUCUCAAGGCUCCGACAAAAGGUGCUGCAGAAACCGCCAGAGAUGGAUGCUGUCCGGCUCCAGCUGCCCCGUGAGGUAGACCAGGUGCACAUGGAGGUCUCAGAACUGAACAGGCAAGUGGCCGAGCUGGACAAGCAUCUUAGCACCACCAAGAAGGAAGGAGGGGAGGCAGAGGACGGGAAACAGCCUCAAAGCCUGGAGACCACGGCCCUCUGGAGACAGGUGGGUGCCCUGCCACCACUGCUGGUGAGAGCAGAGACUCAGGGGUACAUGAGGGACGCGUGUGGGAGCUGUGACAGGGAGGACACUGGAGCAGAUGGGCUGCUGGCCUCCUGGACCUCCAGGGACACGGGCAGGAGUGGGGGUGCGGCAGGGCAGGACAGACAGACAGGCUGUCCCCAAGGCCCUGUAGUCGAGCUGUCCUUCAGCUCCCAGAUCCACACACAGUCCUGCACCAGGGGCCUAGCGUGGUCUGCUGUCCCCCCAGCACUGUCCAUGUCUAGCUCGGGGCCUGUCCACCCGUGCUCCCAGACGUCCAUCCAUGCGUGUGCCCUCACCGUGCCCCAGUGGGGCCCAGCACGUGGACACCCUGCUCAGCAUUCCGCCGAGCUCCGACUGCAGAGACAGCUGAGGGCCGCAGCCAGGCGCAUCGUAAGUCUGCGGCAGCAGAAUGAACAACUCACCGAGGCUGGAAACCGGCUCCGCGCCAGGCUGGGCCGCCAGGGUCAGCGCGGCUCCCAGAUAAAGGCACCAGUGUGCUCCCAGGGCCCCCGCUGCUCGGGCGCAGGAAUUGCCGUCCAGUCGUGCUCACGCAUCACCGUCUGCAGGAACACAUCAGCAUCCAUGAACAUGAACAGUGGACGCCACCGCGGACCCCUCAACCUGCCCCAUCUGCUCAGCCCCCACGCCCGUCCCUGCCCCUUCAUGGGCACCAGCACCGCCUGCUUUUGUGUCUCUGGUUAUGAGGAGGAGGCUCGGCCACGCCACUUGUUGGAGCCUGUGCUCAGAAAACAAGAAACGCAGAAGUGUGCCCUCGGUCUGCCAUUUGGCGAUUUUGCAGCUUUUAAUCUGCCACGGGCUAAAGCGCUGGACUUGUUCGUGAGGAACCUCAGACUGCACUUCUGGAAGUCCCUGUUGGUGGGAGGCCAUGCAGGGACAUCAUCUUGCCUCUCCCGUCUUCCUGCCCCCGAGACCCGGAGCCCAGGUCAGGAGCCUGAGUCACCACUGGACCGUGGCCUGCCCUUGGGACAAGUGCAGCCGCACUUCACAGUUCAGACCCUGUCCAGGAUUCCCACGCCAACCUGCAAAUCAGCCCAUCAGAAAGAAAAUAGGUCCCCAAAGCUACCACAGGCCCAAGUGCUCCAGGAGGCUGGGCCCCUGACACAGAGGUCGACGUCUUCAGUGGCUAGCAGCUCCCUCCAGGAUACGUGGAAGUUGCUAGAGCUAAGCUCCAGUCCUUCUGGCCCUGCCUCCCAGGAGAACUCAACUCCAGGUAGGAAAGACGGCUGCAGUGUGCGCCACUAUCCCGGGGUGCAUGCUUCACCUAACCAGUCUCACAUCGUGGGCUGCUCAGCUGAUUUCCAGAGUGAGCCUAUGGAAGUCCACGUGUAA